Gastrolobium bilobum is the source of this 1347-nucleotide messenger RNA. Its product is annotated as mitochondrial import receptor subunit TOM40-1-like. Gene Ontology annotation, cellular component: mitochondrial outer membrane translocase complex; mitochondrial outer membrane. NCBI's taxonomy places the organism in Eukaryota, Viridiplantae, Streptophyta, Magnoliopsida, Fabales, Fabaceae. The record is from RefSeq and is a predicted model, not a curated record. Gene Ontology annotation, biological process: protein import into mitochondrial matrix. The coding region runs from base 72 to 992 and encodes 306 amino acids. The transcript has 11 exons. Gene Ontology annotation, molecular function: transmembrane protein transporter activity.
UCGAAGGUCGUUGUGGGGUGGGGUUUUAGAAAUUCAGAAACCCAAUCAACAAUCAGUCUUCUCUGCUAACAAUGGCGACCCCGGUUCCUCCUAGUGCUGCCGCCGACAACAAGGUCGAUGAGAAAGUCGAUUACUUCAACCUUCCUUGUCCCAUUCCCUUCGAAGAGCUCCACCGCGAAGCUAUGAUGUCUUUAAAGCCAGAUCUUUUUGAGGGUAUGCGUUUUGAUUUCACCAAGAUGCUCAAUCAAAAGUUCUCUCUCAAUCACAGCGUGAUAAUGGGACCUACUGAGAUUCCUUCUCAGUCCACAGAGACCAUUAAAAUUCCAACCGCUCACUAUGAGUUCGGAUCAACAUUCAUUGAUCAUCCUAAGUUGUUGCUUUGGGGGAGAAUAUUGACUGAUGGGAGGCUAAAUGCAAGAGUUAAGUGUGAUUUGUCUGAAAAUCUCACUUUUAAAGCCAAUGCUCAGCUUACGAAUGAGCCACAUAUGUCUCAUGGGAUGCUCAACUUUGAUUAUAAGGGAAAAGACUAUAGGUCACAAUUUCAAUUUGGGAAUGGAGCCUUACUUGGAGCAAGUUAUAUUCAGAGUGUGACACGCCAUUUGUCAAUGGGUGGGGAGGUAUUUUGGGCUGGUCAGCAUAGGAAGUCUGGUGUUGGUUAUGCUGCUCGCUACAACACUGAUAAAAUGGUUGCUACAGGGCAGGUUGCUAGCACUGGAAUGGUUCUUUUAAGCUAUGUUCAGAAGGUAUCUGAGAAGGUUUCUUUAGCAUCUGAGUUAAUGUGUAACUACUUGUCAAGAGAUGUCACAGCUAGCUUUGGUUAUGAUUACAUCCUCCGGCAGUGCCGCCUUAGGGGAAGGAUUGAUUCCAAUGGCUGUGUCGCUGCAUUUUUGGAGGAGCGGUUAAAUAUGGGUCUGAAUUUUAUUCUUUCUGCAGAGCUUGAUCACAGGAAAAAAGACUACAAAUUUGGGUUUGGUUUGACUGUUGGAGAAUAAAUUAGCAGGACUAGAGCUGUGUUUGCAUUGUUGUAGCCAGCUUAGCAAGCAUUUUGCUUCCUUUUACUUGUUGGAGAUUUUUCUUUCUAAAAAAAGAAAACAAAGGAGGAAAUAUUAUUUAUGUCGGGAAACAUCAUUGAUAAUCCACAAGUUGCUGCAGAAAUUUCAGUAGUCAUCGAUUUAUUUGGAACUUGGGCCGAAAAAACUUAUUUCAUUUUGAACUCUUGCCCUGUUUUCCCUUGAGGGGGAUGUAGAGUGAUAUCAGAUUAAUGCAUAUUGUGAGAUUCAAUUUCAAUAAUGUUUCUAGUGCACGUGUUAUACUUACAUCUAUCCAUUUCUUAGGCUUUUAGGGAUC